Molecule: messenger RNA, 432 nt
Organism: Saccharomycopsis crataegensis
Lineage: Eukaryota; Fungi; Ascomycota; Saccharomycetes; Ascoideales; Saccharomycopsidaceae
Gene: TVP15
Product: Tvp15p
Exons: 5
Coding region: 1-432 (143 amino acids)
Biological process (GO): vesicle-mediated transport
Cellular component (GO): Golgi membrane
Source: RefSeq, a predicted model, not a curated record
AUGGAUUUCUCUAACAUCAGUGACAACACCCGUGAUUUCAGCAAUGCCUUCAAGAUUGCCAAUUUUGCCGUUGGUGCAUUGAGUGUGUUAUGCGGUAUUUCACAAUUACUCUCAGGGUUUCAGGAUUUCUUUUUAGGUUUAUUUGUGAUAUUCUUUGGUGCGGGAAUAAUCUUUCUUGAAAUCAGAGUGCCCCAAGAAGUCUACAAUUAUGCUUCCUUCCUCUUCUCAUUCAUUGGCCGUGGUAUUUUCUACCUCCUUAUUGGAAUAAUCGUGUCUCACGACCAUAUUCUCCGGGUGUUUCCAGGAUUCCUUAUCUCAUUUGUGGGGAUUGGUUAUUGUGCUCUACAAUUCGUGCCAAAUAUUUUACCUCCAGAAAACAUGAGAUCUGACUUUGCCGCAUUGCAUAACCAAGACGAAGAGGAUGUCAUUUAA